AUGCCCGAAUCAACCUGGAAUACUCAGGGCGAAGCUAAACGCCAGUCUGUUCUAAAUUUGAUCCCUGACAAAUGGAGAUUGAAGGACCCUGUCCCUCCAGCUGCCGAGCUUCGUGAUGUGACAGGGAACUAUAUCCGACAAUUUCUCACAGAGCGUGAGACCGAGAUCACAGAGACAGAUGCUGUAGAUAUCGUCGCUCAGACAUCCACGGGUAAUUGGACCGCUGUUGAGGUGAUAGAGGCGUUCUGCCAUCGAGCUGCACUUGCUCACCAGCUCGUCAACUGUCUCCACGAGAUCUUUUUCGACGCAGCCAUCGAAAACGCUAAACAACAAGAUGAAUAUUACGCAAAGCACAAAGCCCCCAUCGGCCCUCUACACGGCCUGCCAGUCAGUCUUAAAGACACAUUCCACGUCAAAGGCGUCGAAACCACCAUGGGCUACAUAGGUUGGAUAAAUACCUUCGAGGGCAACCGUAACGACCCCCGCAGCGGACAAGAAGAAAGCGAACUUGUCCGUGAGCUGCGUGUCCUCGGCGCAGUUCUCUACUGCAAGACCAGUGUGCCGAGUACCCUCAUGGCCGGUGAAACCGUCAACAACAUCAUUGGCUAUACCUGGAACCCGAAGAACCGUCUCCUCUCAUCCGGCGGCAGCUCUGGCGGCGAAGGUGCUCUGAUUGCGCUCCGCGGCUCGCCCGUUGGCUUUGGCACUGAUAUCGGAGGCAGUGUGCGUAUUCCUGCUGGCUUCAACUCCCUCUAUGGUAUCAAGCCUUCGGCGGGUAGAAUUCCAUACCAGGGGGCUCCGAAUUCCAUGGAUGGCCAGAGCUCUAUACUCUCCGUCAUUGGGCCGAUCGCACCGUCUGCGAGAUCUCUGGCUCUCUUGUUCAAGGCAGUCCUUGCGCAAGAGCCGUGGCUUCAUGAUCCACUUGCGUUCGAGCUUCCAUGGCGGGAUCAGAUUGUCGAGGACACGAAGGUGCUGAUUGACAAGGCGAAGGCUGGCUCGUCGGCGCUUGCGUUUGGAGUUAUGAAACACGAUGGUUUGGGCCGUAUCCAUCCGCCGAUUGCCCGCGGUUUGAAGAUCGUCGAGCAGACACUCCGAAGGCUUGGUCAUCGUGUCAUUGAGUGGAAGCCACCAUCUCACGCAAAGGGCGCAGAGCUCCUCGGUCAAAUAUUCCAAAUGGACGGCGGAGCCGACUUGAAAUACCAUUUAGGCCUUUCCGGAGAACCCAAACCUGCGCAAGUGAUCGUGAAUACAGAGGGCAAUGAAAUGACAGCGUAUGCGAUUGCCGCGCUUAACGUUGCCAAGCGCGAAUAUCAAAAACAGUAUAUGGAUUACUGGAACAGCACGGCCGCAAUAACAGGGACUGGGCGCCCCGUGGAUGCGUUCUUCUGUCCAGCGGCUCCUCACGCUGCUGUCAUCCCAAAAGAGUUUUACUAUGUAGCAUAUACUGGCAUCAUCAAUCUGCUGGACUACACGGCUGUUGCGGUACCAGUCACCUUUGCGGAUAAGAAGAUCGAUGUGAAAUCUGUGAAUGUGUUGGGGGAUGAUACUGAACAUGUCCAGUGGGAUUAUGACGCCGAGACUUAUGAUGGCGCCCCGGUAUGCCUUCAGUUGGUGGGCAGGAGAUUUCAGGAGGAAAAGAUGCUGACUUUGGCUGAACAUCUGGGUGAAGAGAUUGCUCAAGAUGCAAAGUAA
Messenger RNA from Penicillium soppii, 1692 nucleotides. RefSeq names its product putative general amidase GmdA (gene gmdA). Lineage: Eukaryota; Fungi; Ascomycota; Eurotiomycetes; Eurotiales; Aspergillaceae. The transcript has 4 exons. The coding region runs from base 1 to 1692 and encodes 563 amino acids. The record is from RefSeq and is a predicted model, not a curated record.